AUGUCGAACCCUAAUGAUUACACUAUCGGCUGGAUCAGCGCUAGUAAGGUCGAAUCUACGGCCGCAGCUGCUUUUCUAGACGAGGAACAUGACAAUCUUACUCACCAAGCUCGGGGUGACCAUAACAGCUAUAUCCUCGGUCGCAUUGGGCGGAACAACGUCGCCAUAGCUGUUUUACCGGAUGGAGAACCCGGAAUAGCGGCCGCGGCAGAUGUUGCCAACGAUAUGCUACAUACCUUCCGCAACAUUCGUAUUGGCGUUCUAGUUGGUAUCGGUGGUGGCGCACCAAGCUCCACGAACGAUAUCAGACUAGGCGAUGUCGUGGUCAGCUCUAAGGAUGACAAGCAAGGCGAACAUGGCGGUGUCUUCCAGUAUGACUAUGGAAGGACGAUUCAAGAUCAGGAAUUCCAUUACACGGGGUACUUAAACAGACCUCCUAGAGCGCUGAGGACAGCAGUAACAGCCAUCAGGACCAGGCAUGAGCUCCGGGGCUCUCAAAUCAGAGAAAAGGUCCAGGCUAUGCUUGCUGCUCACCCACGGCUUCAGCGCAGGUACCGACAGCCUGAUCCAUUGACCGACAGGCUAUACAGGUCAACUGUUGUGCACCAAGGCCAUGAUGUACAGGAUACAUGUUGGAAUACCUGUGGCAAUGGUCCCAACGUCCUAGUGCAACGGACUGAACGGACAGAUGCCCUAGGAGACUCGGUUAUCCAUUAUGGUUUAAUUGCUUCUGCAAACCAAGAAAUGAAUGACGCUGUCAUUAGAGACAGGCUUUCUGAACAAAAGGGGGUGUUGUGUUUCGAGAGGGAAGCAGCGGGUCUGAUGAAUAACUUUCCUUGUCUUGUUAUUCGUGGUAUAUGCGACUACGCAGAUACCCAUCCGAAUGACGACUGGAAAUACUAUGCAGCUGCAGCUGCAGCAGCGUAUGCGAAGGACCUUUUGUCUCAGGUGGUUCCAGAACAGGUUGAAGAUGAGAGACCUGUUGAACCUAGUACUGUCCUAACACACCCCAACCUGGAGAUACUCCCCAACCUGGGAACACUCUUCAACCUGGAGGUGGUUAUGAACCUGGCGAUGCACCCCAACCAGGAGACAACUCUCAGCCCGGAGGAGAUCAUCAGCCUGUAA
Daldinia childiae is the source of this 1128-nucleotide messenger RNA. RefSeq lists its product as uncharacterized. The record is from RefSeq and is a predicted model, not a curated record. Gene Ontology annotation, biological process: nucleoside metabolic process. Bases 1 to 1128 code for a protein of 375 amino acids. The transcript is spliced from 2 exons. Lineage: Eukaryota; Fungi; Ascomycota; Sordariomycetes; Xylariales; Hypoxylaceae. Gene Ontology annotation, molecular function: catalytic activity.